This is a messenger RNA of Penicillium chermesinum, 585 nucleotides long. RefSeq names its product PaaI family thioesterase. NCBI's taxonomy places the organism in Eukaryota, Fungi, Ascomycota, Eurotiomycetes, Eurotiales, Aspergillaceae. The record is from RefSeq and is a predicted model, not a curated record. Bases 1 to 585 code for a protein of 194 amino acids. The transcript has a single exon.
AUGGACCUCGACCACGACAACCGCGCCUUUUUCGAGGCCAUUCCCGGCUUCGACAAGCUACUCCAAGAUGAAAGCUUUGUGACAAUCCCGACGAUAUCCCGCCAGGAAAAGACGCCCAGCACUGAAGAUACCUUGCUCUGGCGUACUCUCAUGACCCCGAGGACCUUUGCCAAAUCAUUAUCGCAGUACCGCCAGCCACAAAGCCGAUCAGAUCUGUCUGUACGCUCAACCGCUGUCGCGGAAGAGCUCCGUAUAUUCUACCAGCUGGGCACAGACCUGAAUGGGUUUCCGGACACCCUUCACGGCGGCAUCGUAGCCACCUUGUUAGACGAUUGUAUGGGUCUGCUUCUGGUUCUCCGACGAUCCGAGAGCAGAGAGAAGGUUGACAUGGGCUGCGUGACGGCGUACUUGAACACCAAAUUUCUUCGGCCUACUCGCACUCCUGGGCCCGUGGUGGUCCAUGCGCGGUUGAUUGAAAAUAAAGAAGAUCGGAAGUUCAAGCUCCAGGCGGAGAUUCGGGACCCGCAGAACCAGGUUCUCGCUGCGGGGGAAUCCUUGUUCAUCAAGCUCCGGGCGAAGAUUUAA